AUCGUCUAUAUUAUAACAAAUGAAACCCGGAAAUAUUAAAGUAAUAUAACGACGCGAGUCUCCGUCGUGUAAAUGGUGUGACACAUUCUCGAUUACACAACAUAGACACCUCGCCAAAUUCUCAAACGUUCAGUUUAAUUUCGCUCGACUGUGAUGAAACGUUGACUCGGCAAAUUGUACCGAAACUUCGUGGCGUCGUCGGCCAAAGUAGUCGAAAGUGUGAAAGAGUCGUCUUCGAGAAUGCUGAACGUCAAGCGCUUGGACGAGGACGGGCUCCCUUUUAUCUCAAACGAAAUCCAAGCUGAGGCUGUAGAGUUCCCGUACGUGCACAUCAGAAGGCCGAUUGCGAAGAGCGUCGCGAUUCACUUGAGUAGAUGGCCGAACGAGCUCUCAUCUUUGUUUGUAACAGCGUGUCUCGUCAUGAGUUUGAUUCUCGUCACGUUCAUCACGUUCGUCGUGGCAAUAUUUUGUUCACCUGCGGUGAAGUACAAAUGCGAAUCAGGAAACUUGGUAGACGAGCGAGCUUUUAACGUCUACUUCGUAAAAGAAGCUACGCAGUUCUGGUCCGGAAAGGAGUUCUGCUACAUCGAAGCUGCGGCGAGGGAAUAUCCCGAAAUAAAUAUGCAUUUAAUCAACUUGGUACGGACUCCCAGUGCGCAUUCAGACACGUCAGAGAUUCAUCUGAAAACAGCACUAACUACCCAAAAUGCUAACAUUUGUAGUGGUGACUUCUCCAUCGAUGAAUUCUUCAACAGGUCGAAGUUGUCGAAUAUCGCGAGAGAUAUGAGCAACGAACUGCUAUUACUGGCGGCGAAAGCAUAUUUGCUGUGGAAUUCUCCUGGCAUCGCUAUGCAUCCUAGUGCAUAUUGCAAUUUGGCAACCAUCAACGAGUCCUUGUGCACGGGAGAAAAGCGAAACUGCGCACAUAAUAUAUCGACCGCGAUCGAUCUGACGCUCGAUUUGCAAGCAACCGAAGUGCAUUGUCAAGCAUUCUUGGGAUUUCUGCUGCAGGAGUUGUCGAAGAAUACCACACGAAUCUACAAUAUGAAAGAUGCGUUGGACAAAUUCUGUCUGAGGAUCGACAAUUGCCCCGAGGUGCGAAUGCUUGAUUUAAGAUCGAAGUGCUGGGUCGACGAUUUCGAUUGUCCCACUGUUUAUGCGAUUGACCACACGAUAUAACCAAGAUCUCAUCUUACAUAAUAA
Dinoponera quadriceps is the source of this 1203-nucleotide messenger RNA. RefSeq lists its product as uncharacterized. The coding region runs from base 241 to 1179 and encodes 312 amino acids. The transcript has 7 exons. Lineage: Eukaryota; Metazoa; Arthropoda; Insecta; Hymenoptera; Formicidae. The record is from RefSeq and is a predicted model, not a curated record.